UUCCUUUUUGCAUUUGACUAGUAUGACCCAAGCAAGGGUAGUGUAAAUUCAAACUGUAAGGGCAGCGUCGGGUACGUAACAGCUGAUUCAAACAAGUCGAUUCGCUGACGGAACUAGCGUCGGAGUAAUAACUGUCUUGUAGAGAGGGCGCUUGCGCCCUCGGCGGGUUGUCUAAGCAAAUCGACCCACUAGAUAAGAAAGCUUUACCGACCGUCGUAGACAAGAGUGCGGGAGCUAAUUUAAUAUAACUUUGACGUUUGAGAAUCGGGAAAGGUGAGAAAUUUUAAUCGUGUGGUGGCAGUACUGUCGCGAGGAGGCGCAGCAACGUCGAGACGCCAGAGCCGAGGAGAAGGAUGACGACUACGAGGACGGUGAUGUCGACUUGUGUCGGGACUUGGAGGAUCUAGGACACAGACGCCAGCGACGGCGAUGGCUGCUAGCAUAGUGAGCUGACCUACGACAGUCUGAACUGUUAACUGUCAGUGUCAUUGGGAUUGAAAGUGUUUGUGUGGAAUUUUCGCGAGGCCGAGAAGCACAGAAAUUUUAUAUACAUAUCACAUAUUUGUGACAUGUGUCGGUGAAUAAGUUCAAUUAAGAAGUGGACAUAUGUCCCGUGAGGAAGUAGAAUUCCAGUAAUAAUUGGCACGUGAGGGUACUGUACGGUGAAAGUUGUAGUCGUCGUUAAAAUUGCUUUUGGCAGUUUUUAACAUUUAUUUAUCAAUCGAGGAACCGCAUAUCGACAUCAUCCGCAAUACCCGUGCUUUCAUCCUUGUAAAUUCUUUACUUGAAUCUUCGGUAUGAGUACAGGAAGAAGUGUGCGCACAGACAAAAGAUGACACCAAGAUGUCACCUGCUGGCAGGGGUGCGCAGGACGGUCUUGGUCGCAGGCGUCCUGGCCCUUGUCAUCCUGGCCUUGUCCAAUCAGGAGGACACGAACGACGUACAUCAAGUAAUUGUUCCUGAGGAAUAUCUGUCGCCAGAGGAAAAGCUCAUGGAACAAAACGUUAUGGCGGAUACGGAAGUGCGCCUUGCAGAGAGGCGAAAGUUUCUCGCUGAAAAAUGUUCCCAGGAGGGUCUGGAUCGUCCCGGUAACGACUCUCUUCAUCGGCCUAACGCCUGGGAGUUUCUUGUUAAUCGCGAGCAUCAUAUUAUCUGGUGUAAUAUAUUUAAAGCGGCCUCCACCUCGUGGAUGUAUAAUUUCAAUUUGUUAGCCGGUUACAGUCCACAGUUUCUGAAGACCUCGAAGACUGUACCGAUGACACUAGCACGACAGAGGUAUCCUAGGCCGACUGCCGAGGAACUUGCCAGGUACCUUAAUGACAGCAUCAGCUUCCUCAUCGUUAGGCAUCCCUUCGAGCGACUUCUUAGCGCGUACAGGGAUAAAUUAAAGCAGAGUCUCCCGCACACCUACCACAGCAAGAUAGGUGCGAGUAUAGUGUCUCAUUAUAGGCCUAGGGAUCCCAAAACUGGUAUGAUCCAAGGACCCAAGUAUCCACUUUUUGAAGAAUUUGUUGCCUGGCUCUUGUGCGACUGGAAAGCUGGAAAAGAGCUUGACAUGCACUGGACUCCAGUGGCUAAUUUCUGCACGCCUUGUCAAGUGCGCUUUGACGUGAUCGCCAAGUUUGAAACUUUGCACGACGAUCAGAACUUUCUGAUCAAACAAGCACGGGUGGGUCACAUUGUUAAGCCUGAAUGGAAAAAUUCAGCUCGUGGUGUUCAGACUAAGGACGUCAUAAAGACGUAUUACGCACGACUCACAAAUAAAAACAUCGAAGAACUUUAUGAAAUGUUCAAAUACGACUUUAUAUUGUUUGACUAUUACCCUGACGAGUAUUUUAAUAUCGGUAAGGAGCACAAUAACUUGGCCUCUUGUAGAUUCUCGUAAACCCCAUUCUUUAACGAGUGAAGAUAAAGUAGGGUUGAACGUAAGCAGGUGGAUCGAAGAUUGCGCUCAACACGUCUUCAUAAGUCUAAUAGAAAUAUUUUCGGUGCUAUAGUGAUGUAAGAGUUUUAGAAAAGUAUGCUCAAGUUCCAAAUAAACUAGAAAUUCAACAUUCUUCUCGUA
Molecule: messenger RNA, 2065 nt
Organism: Cephus cinctus (wheat stem sawfly)
Lineage: Eukaryota; Metazoa; Arthropoda; Insecta; Hymenoptera; Cephidae
Product: carbohydrate sulfotransferase 11
Exons: 8
Coding region: 833-1885 (350 amino acids)
Biological process (GO): carbohydrate biosynthetic process
Cellular component (GO): membrane
Molecular function (GO): sulfotransferase activity
Source: RefSeq, a predicted model, not a curated record